AAACGUUUUCCUAGAAAAAAGCGAGGUAAGGCCUUUAGAUUUCUUUAUAUAAGAAGUCGUCUUUCCGGUAAACUAGAUCAGUACUUACUUCUGCUCUAGGUUAUUUAUAGCAGACGCUAGCAAGAGAAUGGCGAGUAGUGGGGAGGUAACUCUUGCCUAUAUGGGUACACAUGAGGUACUGGAAUGUCUUGAGGGGCAAAGUGAAAUAGAUUUACAAAGAGGUUAUAAAAGUUGUAAAAAAAAUCCUGACCAUAAAGGGUUUAUACCUGCUAACAAAUUUAGCAUUGAGGACCUACCUGAUGGGUACCAGAAACAGGAUAUAUAUGAUCUUGUCAAAACUCAAAUUGACAUAACCGUUAGGAUAGCCGUUAACUUCACAAGCCCAGACAGACCAGCGUUUCUACCAGGCACUAAAAAUCCAUAUCCUUGCUACAAGACCAGGGGACAAAAAGCAUUGCACAUUGGGACUGGGAGGGUGUGGCGUGAUUUGAGAAGCAAAUUCCCGGAUCGCUGUCCAUGUCCAGAAUGUGAACAACCGGGCACGCCCAGAAAAGAUCUCUGGAGAUUCGCAGUGCUGACAGCCAAACACGUGGUGUUUGAUUUAAGCGAGGCGCGACAAACCAGCUGUAGGUUGUGGUUUGAUGAAGAUAAAAGUCCAAAAGUGUUUCUCUACGGGUGGGACGUUGAUGGGGGUAACCCACAGGAAGAUUGGUGCAGGUUGUAUUGUGUGACACAUGACGUAAAGGUGGCUGAGAAAUUGGACAUGAUGCGAGAGAAGUUUGACGAGUUAUGCCAGAGAAUAAGAGAGGCACGCUUUAACCACUCGUAUAAAGAUAAAGAAAAAGAACUUGUGGACAAACUGACCAUCAUAGUGUCUCAUCCCCAUGGCUGCCCGAAGCAGGUCUCUAUAGGAACAUGGGUAGACAAGGAGAUUGAUGAGGCGGUUACUUUUUUAGAGUCAGUGGCUACCUAUAGGUUUACCUACACUACAUGUACCUGCCCAGCCAGCAGUGGGGCUUUUGUGUAUAGACUUGGAAACCAUUUGUUAUCUCAGCACGUCCACAGCGGAUCUAGGUCCAAGGAGUUAAAUUUUAGUGGGGUAGAGGUGGCUGAAGCGUACAAUUUUCUUAAAUAAGUAGCCAUAGCUCUAUUUGGUGGGGACUAGUACAACUCGACGUUUUCACCACAACAACAUAAACACAACAACAUCAACACAACAACAUCAACACAACAACAUAAAUAUAACAACAUCAACACAACAACAUAAAUAUAAUAACAUCAACACAACAACAUAAACACAACAACAUUAACAUAACACUCACACAAACACAGCAACGUAACUACAACAUAACUACAACAUUAACACAACAGCGAGACCAACCCAACCAAUUCACCACAACAUUGCUACACCGACCCUACCAAGUCUAUAUUAUUUCAACAACCAAGCGCUAAUUUCACACAUUCACUCAACAAUUUCACACAUUCACUCAACAAUUUCACACAUUCACUCAACAAUUUCACUCAUUCACUCAACAAUUUCACACAUUCACUCAGCAAUUUCACUCAUUCACUCAACAAUUUCACACAUUCACUCAACAAUUUCACACAUUCACUCAACAAUUUCACACAUUCACUCAACAAUUUCACACAUUCACUCAACAAUUUCACUCAUUCACUCAACAAUUUCACACAUUCACUCAACAAUUUCACACAUUCACUCAACAAUUUCACACAUUCACUCAACAAUUUCACACAUUCACUCAACAAUUUCACUCAUUCACUCAAC
Messenger RNA from Physella acuta, 1786 nucleotides. RefSeq lists its product as uncharacterized. The record is from RefSeq and is a predicted model, not a curated record. NCBI's taxonomy places the organism in Eukaryota, Metazoa, Mollusca, Gastropoda, Physidae.